ACAAUGCCGGAAUAGGGAGCUACGACCCACGCACGCACCCCCACGGACCGACCGGAACGUUCCAGACCCGGUCCGACGCCGUUCCGAGACGUUCGAACGCGAUCUUGGCGGUUAUGUAAUUGGUGGGAAAGUCGUGCACGCCGAACAAUCGCCGCCGCCGCCGCGUCCGUAAACAAAUCGGACGCGACUCCGCCGACGACGUAUCCCGUUGAAAGGGACGCGGAUUAGUUGACAGUGUACGUGCGGGACAGGUGGCCGGUGGCAGCAUCGCCUGACGGCGUGUCGGUACGCGGUGCACGGUUAAAAAUCGUAAAAACAGCAUCGAACACAAAAUUUUAUUUACGCAACAGAAUUCCAGUCGACGCGUGCGCACUACGCGACCGUCAGCCCAAGUCCCCACAUCAAAGUACCGAACGAAACAAUCGCGGCCGGACAUAAAAUUGUUUUCGCGACCGAGACAACUGUGUGAAUUGCGUUUCAGGUGCGUGCCGGGGUGCCUGGAGACAUCCCGGAGUCGUGACACUAUGUGAGACGGACUGUCAACGACGUUCUGCUGUCUCCGGAGUCAGGGGAACUUAGACUAGGAUGUCGACAGAGACAGAGGUGUCCAGGCAACCGGGUAUAUCCCAGUUACUGCCGGACAUCGCAACCCUCAGUUUAAUCGGACAUAGAUCUCAGGGCGUCGUGAAUGGACCGACGACCCAUUUAGUCCACCAUACUUCAAUCACCCAACCAAAUGAAUCCUGGCAGACGAGUCCACCCAGACAGACUGCCAGUCCAACUACACAAACCGCAUUUCCAGACCCUCUCUCAGCUGGCGCAUCAGGAACGCCGCUUGGGGGCGGCGGGGUCAGCGGCAGCAGCACGGCAGUGGCGUUGGCGGGGGCGGGGGCUGGGGCCGUGUCGCCGCCCACGGAUCCACCAGUAUUUCAAUGUCCACGACGUCCCAACCUGGGUCGCGAGGGCCGACCCAUCGGCCUCAAAGCCAACCACUUUCAGAUUUCCAUGCCACGCGGCUUCGUCCACCACUACGAUGUCAACAUACAGCCGGACAAGUGCCCCAGAAAAGUUAACAGAGAAAUUAUCGAGACGAUGGUGCACGCGUACGGCAAAAUCUUCGGCAGUUUGAAGCCCGUGUUCGAUGGCCGCAACAACCUCUACACCCGAGACCCGUUGCCCAUAGGAAACGCUCGGGAGGAAUUGGAGGUGACGCUACCUGGGGAGGGCAAGGACCGAUUGUUCCGCGUAACAAUUAAGUGGGUCGCGCAGGUUUCACUCUACGGACUUGAAGAAGCUCUCGAGGGUCGUACCCGACAGAUCCCUUAUGAAGCGAUCCUUGCCCUUGACGUGGUAAUGCGUCAUCUCCCUUCCAUGAGCUACACACCAGUGGGGCGCAGCUUUUUCAGCAGCCCGGAAGGCUACUAUCAUCCUCUAGGAGGCGGACGUGAGGUGUGGUUCGGCUUCCAUCAGUCUGUACGACCAAGUCAGUGGAAGAUGAUGUUGAAUAUUGACGUAUCGGCCACGGCCUUCUACAAGGCCCAACCAGUGAUCGAAUUCAUGUGCGAAGUACUCGACAUCAGAGACAUAAACGAACAAAGGAAACCACUAACCGACAGCCAAAGGGUGAAAUUCACUAAAGAGAUAAAAGGUCUCAAAAUCGAAAUCACACAUUGCGGCAGCAUGAGGCGAAAAUACAGAGUUUGCAACGUGACCAGACGACCCGCCCAAAUGCAAUCUUUUCCAUUGCAAUUGGACAACGGUCAGACCGUGGAAUGCACGGUGGCGAAAUACUUCUUGGACAAGUACAAAAUGAAACUGCGGUAUCCUCACCUUCCGUGCUUGCAGGUCGGCCAGGAGCACAAGCACACCUACUUGCCCCUGGAAGUGUGCAACAUUGUGGCAGGGCAGCGCUGCAUCAAGAAACUGACGGAUAUGCAGACCUCGACCAUGAUUAAGGCCACAGCGAGGUCGGCGCCAGACAGGGAACGUGAAAUCAACAAUCUGGUCAAGAGGGCCGAUUUCAACAAUGACGCGUACGUACAGGAAUUUGGGCUGACGAUCAGCAAUAACAUGAUGGAGGUGCGGGGUCGUGUAUUACCCCCGCCCAAGUUACAAUACGGCGGUCGUGUUGCGUCCCUCAGCGGACAGGUGGGCUGGCACAGCAAACAACAGGCGAUGCCCAACCAAGGCGUUUGGGACAUGCGAGGAAAGCAGUUCUUCACGGGCGUCGAGAUUCGUGUGUGGGCGAUAGCGUGUUUCGCACCUCAAAGGACGGUGCGCGAAGACGCACUGCGCAACUUCACGCAACAGCUGCAGAAGAUCUCGAAUGAUGCGGGCAUGCCCAUUAUCGGACAGCCAUGCUUUUGUAAAUACGCCACGGGACCUGAUCAGGUUGAGCCCAUGUUUAGGUACCUAAAAACUACGUUCGCAUCACUGCAGCUGGUCGUCGUCGUUUUGCCCGGAAAGACUCCGGUAUACGCCGAGGUCAAAAGAGUGGGUGAUACCGUGUUGGGAAUGGCGACGCAGUGUGUCCAGGCGAAGAAUGUAAAUAAAACGUCGCCCCAGACUUUGUCUAAUUUGUGCUUGAAGAUUAACGUCAAGCUGGGAGGUAUCAAUAGCAUCCUGGUGCCAUCUAUCAGACCAAAGAUAUUUAAUGAGCCAGUGAUAUUCCUGGGCGCCGAUGUGACACAUCCGCCGGCAGGCGACAACAAGAAACCUUCCAUCGCGGCAGUGGUGGGCUCAAUGGACGCGCAUCCGUCGCGUUACGCCGCCACGGUGCGCGUUCAACAACACCGCCAGGAGAUCAUACAAGAACUGAGUUCGAUGGUCCGCGAGCUGUUGAUCAUGUUCUACAAAUCGACCGGCGGUUACAAACCCCACCGCAUCAUCCUGUAUCGCGACGGCGUUUCCGAAGGUCAAUUCCUGCAGCUGCUCCAACACGAAUUGACGGCGAUCCGCGAGGCCUGCAUCAAACUGGAGGGCGACUACAAGCCGGGCAUCACAUUUAUCGUCGUGCAGAAGCGCCAUCACACGCGUCUCUUCUGCGCCGACAAGAAGGAACAGUCGGGCAAAAGCGGCAACAUUCCGGCGGGUACGACCGUCGACGUAGGCAUCACCCACCCGACGGAGUUCGAUUUCUAUCUGUGCAGCCAUCAGGGUAUCCAGGGCACGUCACGGCCCAGUCACUAUCACGUGCUUUGGGACGACUCGCACCUCGACUCGGACGAAUUGCAGUGUCUGACGUACCAGCUGUGUCACACGUACGUGCGUUGCACCAGGUCGGUUUCGAUACCGGCGCCAGCUUACUACGCCCAUUUGGUGGCGUUCCGUGCCAGGUACCAUUUAGUCGAGAAGGAGCAUGACAGUGGUGAGGGAUCCCACCAGUCGGGGUCGUCAGAGGAUCGUACUCCUGGUGCAAUGGCCCGCGCCAUCACCGUGCACGCCGACACGAAAAAGGUCAUGUACUUCGCCUAAUCGUCGCCAUCCCGUAACAGGAUCGCGUUCUCGCUGACCCGCCCGUCGAGCGACGCACUUCCGGGGACGCGCGGCAGGCGUGGCUUCGGUGUCCGCGACUUGUGGCUGCGGUGUCGAUGCCGCAUUACAUUGUUAUUUUUACAUUUCUUACCUUUAAUUUAAUUUAUGAUUGUGUGGUACAAAUUUUUUUAUAUACAUUUUAGGAGUAGUGUUAUUGACGAGGAGGGGCAAAACGGUGUAUUUAUAACAGGCAGACUUAAUUUGGUGACCGUUGUAAUGUUGUGCCUUUCAAUUUAGUUUAACAUAUUUUUGCGGAGCUGCUCAAUUCUUUAAAUGUCCUUCACGCACCACGAAGUGUUAUUCUGUUGCUGUUGCUUUUGAAAACUAAAUCUAGUCAUUGUUGUCAUUUACUUAGUUUUUAGCCCAAACACCCAUUUAUUUAUGUUUUAUGUCUUAAAGUGCCGACGAGAGGAAUUUGCCACGAUCACGAACUUAACUCUGCUAUUGAAAAAAAAAAGGAAAAAACAAUGCAAUAUUAUUCGGCAGCAUUCGGAAACCAAGAGGCAGGGACGUUGAAAUCCGCGGACAACAUUUACAAUUCACCCCUUUUUUGGUGUAUCGUCUGGCCGGUUAUUAUUUGUGAAUGUCGGUAUUACAUGCGUAUCUGAAUUGCUGCAUUGGGUUGAUUAAUAGCGUUUCUAUUCAUAGUCAUUAUUUAGUGUGUAUUAAGGAAGUCUAUAUUUUUGUUUGUCGGGCCCGCCGGCACACGAAAACUCUGCUGAUGCAAAUGAAGCUUUAAUAUAUAUUUUAACGAUGAUAUGGAGCUGGUCCAACUACUGAUUACAUUAUGGUUUAUUUUGUGUCGUUCAUUAACUCAGUGUCUUGAUAAAUUGAGCUUUACUUCAAUAUCCAAAAUAAUAUUUUAGAAAAUUCAGAUAAACCUCAAUUUUAUGCAAAAUGGCAUGUUAUUUGAUCUCAGAAAGAUUAUUGUGUUAUGAAAAUCUGACAUAAAAUACGCAUAAAAUGUGUAUCUAUUUUAAUAAGAUUUUUAUUAUUAAAACAUAGUAGUUGGAUCGUUCUCAUACAAAGAAAUGUAAGUUUGUAUCUCCAAACAAACCAAUUACCCCUUAUUCCUGAAGUUUGAUUGUAGAUAUGACGGAAGUUGCAGCUUGCCAUGUGCUAUCAAAAAAUACAUUUAAUUUGUAGCAAAAAUUUACCCCGAGGGAUUUUGUAUAAAAAUGUAUAGACUCGAAUUUAUAUAUUGAAAUUGUCAAAACAUUUGUAUUUUUUGAUGGCAUUUGUCUUAAAACUUGGAAACGUGACCAGAACAAUUGUACGAUUAUGGUCUUUUUCGAAUGACGCAAAUUAAACAAACAAAAACUAUGGUCGUGCAUUUGGCUGGAACGUUUCCUAAAAUGCACAUACUUACACGGAAAAUAUUGGGUGCUCUAUAGAUUUAAUCAAGUUGAAUUUAAAAAGGAAACAAAACGAAGACAAAUAAUCUCAAGUUAACAUAUUAUUUAUUCAUAUCUUUUUGAUCUAUAUAUCAUAGUCGAGAUCCAAACUCAUGUCUAGACAAUAAAUCAAACAUGUCUUGUUUAGACAACAUUCCAUUUUUACCUUAGAACAUUGUUUAUUUUUAUCGUAUUAUUUCUUCCAGUUCUGCGGUACUUAAAAUUGUAUUAAAUAUCUUCUGUUGUGUAUAUAAAAUAACUGUUUAGGAGAUUCCAUAUAAAUUCACAAUGUACAUAUGUCUAUUGACCAAAUUGAUAAAUAAAUAAUGUUCUAAACGAAAUCGACAGUCAUAAGAAAAUAUAAUUUUGAUUAUUGAAUCAAUAUAAGAUGCUGUAUUUAUUAUAUUUUAAGUUUUUGGUAUUAGUGUAGCACUAGCAUUAGUUAAUGAUGUUCAAUUUUUUUGUGUUUUCCCUUUUAAUAAACCUCAAAUUAAAAAAAAAAUACGUAUAUAAACCGAAUUAAGGGAGUGAAUAUAAAGAAAGACAAUAAUGUUGACAUUAUUUUAAUUGACGGCUAUAAUAUAUAUCCCCCAAGUGUAACACAAAAAAGUUGAACAUCCUAAAAUUUCGUGUCUGAUUUUUUAGACAUUAAGUAACUAAGGGAAAACAUAGAAGUAAUUAAAUAGAUUAUCUAUACAUAUGCAUAUACGUAUCAGUUCUGUAAACCAAGCACGAUAUUUACACAAAAAGCAGCGAUAAUGAACAAUUAUGAAGGUUGCAUUAAUUUUAAAUAAGUAGACAAUCAUCAUGUCCAAUAGUACCAUUAGCGUUGCUUUUUUUGUAAUUCCCCACAAGAGUUGAAAGUGAGAUAUUAAGGAUUUUAUUGGUUGAUUGAAUAUUGUUAUUUUGACAAAUAAUGUGCGUUGUAUUAUUCUUUUUACACUUUCUUUUUAGCAAUGAAUAAUAAAUAUGUACCUAUUUAUUUACGCAGUUGUUCUAAGCUAGUUAUUAGAUUUUAAUUGUUUGAUUAGUAAUCAAGUUGCAUAUCACUGUUGAAUUAAAGCAAAAAAACAGAUGGCGAAUUGUUUUGUAGCUUUUAAGUUUAUAUUGUACCUUUGUACCACUACGGAGUAAAGCUGCUGUGUAUCGGAUCAUUCGAAUUAUUUUUUUUAUUUAAGUUACACUUCGAGAUGCCAAUGAAAUUUAUUUUGUAUUAUUUUUAUUAAGGCUUAUAAUAUUAUGCAAUUCAAUUUACUCGUGUAAUUUUAUCUCAAUAAAUUAUUACUUAAUAAAUUUUUGUUUAUUUCA
Molecule: messenger RNA, 6236 nt
Organism: Aethina tumida (small hive beetle)
Lineage: Eukaryota; Metazoa; Arthropoda; Insecta; Coleoptera; Nitidulidae
Product: protein argonaute-2
Exons: 13
Coding region: 586-3474 (962 amino acids)
Molecular function (GO): protein binding; RNA binding
Source: RefSeq, a predicted model, not a curated record